Messenger RNA from Bipolaris victoriae FI3, 342 nucleotides. RefSeq lists its product as hypothetical. The coding region runs from base 1 to 342 and encodes 113 amino acids. Lineage: Eukaryota; Fungi; Ascomycota; Dothideomycetes; Pleosporales; Pleosporaceae. The record is from RefSeq and is a predicted model, not a curated record. The transcript has 3 exons.
AUGGGCGUGGCCCGGGGCUUUGGCGGCUUCCCGGCGGGAGCAGGUGCGCUGCCAGCCAGGCCGGUGGACAGACGCCGCGGUGCAGACAGCUAUGGACGCGGACGGGUGCGCCCCCUCACUCCCGUCAGCCCAUGUGUGCGAACGAGGAGAGGUGAUAUGCCGGCCGAGGAGUCGAGCGAGCACUGUGGCGGCGCGUCUGCGUGCGCUGGAGAAACCGGAGAAAGCAGUGCAAAAAGUGGUGGUGGCGCGGGAGCUAAGGGCGCGCUAGGCCCAAGGCGGCAUGGCAGUCCAGCCCGUGAGCAGCAGCCAUGUUCAGGGCCCCUCCACCAAGACGUCGACUGA